UCACAAGCACACAUAUCCGAAACAAAUUUUAUGUAAAUAAUAUCAAAUAAAAAUAUAAUAUGUAUGUCAUAUUAAACGCAGAUUAGAUCAUACUUAUAUAUAAAUAUAUUUAAAAAAUAUCGUGACAAUUAUCUUGUAAUAUACCAGAUUGUAUGUGUAAGUAUAUGUAAUAGGAUUUUGAUAAAUUUGACAUUAUAAAAGAAAAAUUCAGUGGAACAAAGAAAACCAAAACAAAAAACAAAAUAAAAUAAACAAGAAGACACCCAAAAUUUUGUGAUUUAAUAUUUAAGUGGAAAAAGAAAAUGCUCAUAUUCAUUGCGGCUCUAUUUAUUGUUCAAGCUUGUUUUGCUGGUACGAUACCAGCAACUCCUGAAAAUAUAACGAUUACUUUUUUAACUCCAACAUCAGUACGUGUAUCCUGGCAAACUAUGUUAGAUAUUCAAACACAUCCUGUUGACAAAUAUGUUGUCACGUAUAAACCAACGGAUGACAGUUACAGGGUUGUUAAACAAGUCGCAGGCAACAGUGAGGCUGUAAUAUUGGAUCGUUUAUCACCAAGUACACAAUAUUCAAUUGGAGUAACAGCUAUUUGGCUAGGAAAAAAAUAUCGAAGUAGACAAAUCGUAUUUAGAACUUUAGAUUCGCCUAAAAUUUUACCACAUCAAGAUUCCGGUAUGCCACCAGGUCAUCAAAUGGGAAUUUAUCAUGAUGACAUGAUAACUGUUGGUAGUAAUUUAACAAAUUCAACAGUUCGCGAACUUCCACCGAUACGUGGUGUUGAAAUUGGUAUAGUUUUAAUAGUUCUUAUGGUUUGGGCUGGUGCCAUAGCAUUAUUUUUUAAUCGUUGGGGAAAAAUUCGUAUGUUGCUUCCAUAUCAACCAGAUUAUAAACAUGAACAAUUAAAAGUUCCUGGAUCAAAUGCGUGUUCUGGAGGUGCAUGUAGCGGACAACAUUCACAUCAGUUUGAAGGAAGCGAUACUGGAACCAUAGUUUCUCCUUCCAAACCUAAAUUAAGUCACUUCCAUUAUCUACAAGAAGAACCAUCAGUUACUAUAGCGGAACGUUGCACUAGAAGUCGUAUAAAUUCAGCAAUUUUUGUAUCAUCAGAAGGUCGUGGCUUUGAUUCAAUUGAAUUUUUACGACGAUACGGUUCACAGAGUGUUUUAUGCCGAAAAGCUAGAAGCGCGGAAAAUAUUAGUAAUGAAAAUCGAACGAAUGAAGAUCCUAAUUCUUCAUGUCAAUUAAAUGAAAUUGAUGACAUCGAGAGAAAUUUCUCAAAUAAACGCCAAUGGCAUACAGAAGAUGGUGCAACAACUAGAACAAAAAAUCAAUCAAUUCAAGGUGAAUCAAUUGAAUUAGCUGAAUGUCAUUCAAUGCCAAUACCACAAAAUCAAAAAAUACAAUUACAAAAUGAAAAUUUUACAUCGACAGCAACUACAACAACUACAUUAAAUAAUAAUAUUAUACCAAUAACAACAAUUCAACCGCCAACAAUAAUAACACCAGGUUCUCAUACAGCUACAGUAACAACAGCAAAUGCAGUCGUAGGUAGUAUAUCAAUUGAAACACCACCACCACAUUUACGUCAACAGCAAAAACAACAACAAUAUAAAGAUUCUCAAGAAUCAAAAAAAUCAAAAUCAAUUGAUGUAGAUUCUGAAACAACAAUUAUUAUACCACCGAGGGAAGCUCCAGUAUUAACGAAACAAACAAAAAAAUUAAUACACCAAAAAUCAACUUCUUCAACACCAAACACUAGUUAUAGCCGAUCACCAUCAGGUUCUCCUAAUCAUAGUCCAAUUUUAAUAAAUUUAAAAAAUCAUAAUACACCGAAAAUUAAUACACAAUUACCAACUCUUUCUGUUUCAGAACCGUCACCACCUCAUGAUACACAGGAAUUUUUGUAACGUUUAGCCUCGGAAACAUUCAUUUAAAUUGAGUAAUUAUUUAAAAGAGAAAAAAAUUAAAUUCGAAUAUAAUAAUAUAAAAAAAAGAACAAUUUAAAAUAAUAACAACAAUAAAAUAACUAAAAAAAAAAACUAAAAAAUAAAAAUUAUUAUUAAUUUUCGAAUUUUAAUAAAUUUUUUUAACAUAUACUCCUUGAAGGAUUUUCUAACUAUUCCUUCAAAAUAAAAAAAAAUGAUAAUGUUAAGGUUAUGGUUUCUAUAUAGGAACUCUGAAUACAAAACCCUAUUUAAACUUUAAACUAAACAUUAAAUUCGGCAUUCUUUCGACUUAGUCUUAUUCCCAGGUACAAUAUUUUAACAAUAUUAAUUAAAAAUUUUGUUUUUUAACCAAUUAAACUAUAUCCUAUAGAUACGGUCAUAUUUAAUAUAAAAAAUAUUAAAUAGUUACUAUCCGAGCACCAUAGGUUCCUUUGUCCAAUUUCAAUAACAUUUCAAUCAUAAGAAAGACAUUAUGAAUAUUGCUUCACAACUAAAAGGUAUCGAUUUCCUUGGGAACAAAUAAAAGAGUGUAUGAAAAAUCAAUCUGUUGACAAUUACAAAAUAAAUUAAAAUUUUAAUCAUUUAAAAGUAAUACGUAAUUACUAACCGCUAACCUGUAAAAUUUCAUAUUUUUUUAAUUAUUUAAACUUUAUAUGUGUACAUAUAAAAUUUAACUAUUUUUUUUUUAACUUUGAACUUUAUCUUAACUUUACUAACAACUCUUAAACUUUACUUUAACAGAGGAUAUUCUUUGAACUCUUAACUUAUG
Condylostylus longicornis is the source of this 2715-nucleotide messenger RNA. RefSeq lists its product as uncharacterized. Bases 303 to 1907 code for a protein of 534 amino acids. Gene Ontology annotation, molecular function: protein binding. NCBI's taxonomy places the organism in Eukaryota, Metazoa, Arthropoda, Insecta, Diptera, Dolichopodidae. The transcript has 9 exons. The record is from RefSeq and is a predicted model, not a curated record.